AUGCGCACAAGUCGAUUGCCUCGUGUUGGGGUCAAGCGCAGCCUAUUGCAGAGGCUGAAGCAAAGUAACGAUGUGGAAUGGCUGAACCAGAGAGAAUCAAGACGCGCACAUGUUCUUCUUUCACAAUCUUUGAUAUCACUUCUCCUGCCUGUGGAAAUCAUGCGAAGCCCCGUCUUCUUUUAA
Molecule: messenger RNA, 183 nt
Organism: Plasmopara halstedii
Lineage: Eukaryota; Oomycota; Peronosporomycetes; Peronosporales; Peronosporaceae
Exons: 2
Coding region: 1-183 (60 amino acids)
Source: RefSeq, a predicted model, not a curated record